Messenger RNA from Glycine soja, 4021 nucleotides. Its product is annotated as RNA polymerase II C-terminal domain phosphatase-like 1. The coding region runs from base 367 to 3243 and encodes 958 amino acids. Gene Ontology annotation, molecular function: RNA polymerase II CTD heptapeptide repeat phosphatase activity. The record is from RefSeq and is a predicted model, not a curated record. NCBI's taxonomy places the organism in Eukaryota, Viridiplantae, Streptophyta, Magnoliopsida, Fabales, Fabaceae. The transcript has 17 exons.
ACGCCCGACGUUUUUGUUAAUUUACACAAGCACUUGCUUACAGUUAUACAUUGUUAGAGUAUGUUAAUUUUGACAUUCGUUUUCCGGAUCUAGGGUUUCUCUAUACAGCCAGUUCUUCAAAAUCUUCCCAUCUCAUCUUCCUUCCUUAAUUGCCAUCGUCAAACCCCACCAGAUUGCUGACAGAAUCAAUCACUUAGAAUUUUUGGAUUUUUCAUCGUGAAUCACGGAUCUAAUGUUUCUUCAGAAAACAAAGUCUAAUAUUCUUUUUAUAAUGAAUCUAAAGCAUUCUUGUUGAAAGAAACUUGAAUUUUUCUGUGAAAGUCCCAAAAAGCCUUUUGCGAUUGUAAAGGGGAAAAAAAAGGACCAAUGAAGAGGUCUAUGGUGUAUCAUGGAGAGAUGGAAGUGGGAGAGGUGGAGAUAUACCCAGAAGAGAAAAAGAACAUAGAUCUGAAAGAAAUCAGAAUAAGUCACUUCUCGCAACCUAGUGAAAGGUGUCCACCGCUUGCUGUGCUUCACACCAUUACUUCUUUUGGUAUUUGCUUCAAAAUGGAGUCAUCGACCUCACAGACACGACAACAGCAGGAUGUCCUCUUUCACUUGCACUCCUCAUGUAUCAGAGAGAACAAGACUGCUGUAAUGCCACUUCGUGGGGAAGAAAUACACUUGGUUGCAAUGUAUUCACGGAACAAUGAUAGACCAUGUUUCUGGGGAUUUAUUGUUGCCUCUGGACUUUACAAUUCAUGCCUAACAAUGUUAAAUCUGAGAUGUUUGGGUAUAGUGUUUGAUCUGGAUGAAACCCUUGUAGUUGCAAACACAAUGCGUUCUUUUGAGGAUAAAAUUGAGGUGCUCCAUAGAAAAAUGAACUCUGAGGUCAAUCCGCAACGAAUUUCUGCUAUGCAGGCGGAGAUAAAGCGAUACUUAGAUGACAAGAAUAUAUUGAAGGAAUAUGCUGAAAAUGAUCAAGUUGUUGAUAAUGGGAAAGUGAUAAAAAUUCAAUCUGAGAUUGUUCCAGCAUUGUCUGAUAGUCAUCAGCCUAUAGUUCGACCACUGAUCCGAUUACAAGAAAAGAAUAUUAUUUUGACACGCAUCAAUCCACAGAUUCGUGAUACUAGUGUUCUUGUGAGGUUAAGACCUGCAUGGGAAGAUCUUCGGAGCUACCUGACUGCAAGAGGGCGCAAGCGUUUUGAGGUUUUUGUUUGCACAAUGGCUGAGAGGGACUAUGCACUAGAAAUGUGGAGGCUUCUUGAUCCAGAAUUGAAUUUGAUAAAUUCGAAAGAACUGAUAGAUCGUAUUGUUUGUGUCAAGUCUGGUUUAAAGAAAUCGUUGUUUAAUGUAUUCCAAAAUGGCUUAUGCCAUCUGAAGAUGGCAUUGGUAAUUGAUGAUCGCCUGAAAGUGUGGGAUGAGAAAGACCAGCCGCAGGUGCAUGUUGUCCCUGCAUUUGCUCCAUACUAUGCUCCUCAAGCUGAAGCAAGCAAUGCAGUCCCUACCUUGUGUCUUGCAAGAAGUGUUGCUUGCAAUGUUAGGGGUGGCUUCUUCAAGGAUUUUGAUGAUGGUCUUUUACAGAAGAUCCCUCUAAUUGCUUAUGAAGAUGAUAUCAAAGAUAUACCUUCUCCUCCCGAUGUGAGCAAUUAUCUAGUUUCGGAGGAUGAUGCAUCUGCUUCCAAUGGAAAUAAAAAUUUGCUUCUAUUUGAUGGCAUGGCAGAUGCUGAGGUAGAAAGAAGAUUAAAGGGUGCAAUAUCAGCUUCUUCAACUGUCCCUGCAAUGACCACUAAUCUAGAUCCUAGGCUUGCUUUCAAUUCUUCUCUUCAAUACACAAUGGUGUCUUCUUCUGGAACUGUCCCACCCCCAACAGCACAAGCAUCUAUAGUGCAAUUUGGCAAUGUUCAGUUUCCUCAACCUAAUACUCUAGUUAAGCCAAUGUGUCAAGUUACCCCUCCAGGACCGAGCUUGCAUAGUUCUCCGGCCAGAGAAGAGGGUGAGGUACCUGAAUCAGAAUUAGACCUAGAUACCAGGCGUAGGCUUCUCAUAUUGCAACAUGGGCAAGAUACAAGGGAGCACACGUCAAGUGAACCCCCAUUUCCCGUCAGACACCCCACACAAGUUUCUGCUCCCAGUGUCCCAUCACGUAGGGGAUGGUUUUCUGUAGAAGAGGAGAUGGGUCCACAACAACUAAAUCAGUUAGUACCCAAAGAAUUUCCUGUAGGUUCUGAACCAUUGCAUAUUGAGAAGCGCUGGCCCCGUCAUCCAUCCCUUUUCUCUAAGGUUGACGAUUCUGUUUCCUCUGAUAGAGUUUUCCAUGAGAGCCACCAAAGAUUGCCAAAGGAGGUGCAUCAUAGGGAUGAUCACUCAAGAUUAAGCCAAUCACUCUCUAGUUAUCAUUCUUUCCCAGGUGAUGACAUUCCCUUGAGUGGUUCAUCUUACAGCAACAGGGAUUUUGACUCUGAAUCUGGACGUUCUCUAUUUCAUGCUGAUAUUACAACUGGAGUAUUACAGGAAAUUGCACUGAAGUGUGGAACUAAAGUGGAAUUUUUGUCUUCGUUAGUGGCUAACACAGCACUGCAAUUCUCCAUUGAGGCAUGGUUUGCUGGAAAAAAAGUUGGUGAAGGAUUUGGUAGAACUAGAAGGGAAGCCCAAAAUAAGGCUGCUGAGUGUUCAAUCAAACAAUUGGCUGAUAUAUAUAUGUCUCAUACUAAGGAUGACUCUGGUUCCACUUAUGGUGAUGUUAGUGGGUUUCAUGGUUCAAACAACAAUGGUUUUGUGAGUAGUGGUAAUUCUCUUGGUAAUCAGCUAUUGCCUAAAGAGUCAGUCUCAUUUUCAACUUCAUCUGACUCAUCUAGGGUUUCAGAUCCUAGGUUGGAAGUCUCUAAAAGGUCAACAGAUUCAAUUUCUGCCCUCAAAGAAUUUUGCAUGAUGGAGGGUCUUGCUGCCAAUUUUCAAUCUUCACCAGCUCCAGCAUCAACACAUUUUGCUCAGAAAGAUGAAGUGCACGCACAGGUUGAAAUAGAUGGUCAGAUCUUUGGUAAAGGGUUUGGAUUAACAUGGGAAGAGGCUAAAAUGCAGGCUGCCAAGAAGGCACUUGAAAGUCUAAGAACAAUGUUUAAUCAAGGCACUCGGAAGAGGCAUGGUUCUCCCAGGUCAAUGCAAGGAUUGGCAAAUAAACGUCUAAAGCAAGAAUAUCCUCGAACUCUGCAGCGGAUUCCCUAUUCUGCUAGAUAUCCCAGGAAUGCUCCUCUUGUUCCUUGAAAAGCAUAACUGGAUUUCCAUCUCACUUAAUCAUUGUGGCUUUUGUUGGGACAUGUCUUUGUUACGGAGGCAACGAUACAGGGAGUGGCUGUUGGUCAGAUGGCUGCCUGGUCUGUCAGUCUUUUUGUCCAAAUCCAAUUCCAAGUAGAACACCCACUUUUUGUACCAAUUUAAGAUACCCAGUCCUCUCUGAAGUGGAGUUAGAUACUGGACAAAUAUUUGGAGAUGUGUUGGUCCUCCCAGGCAAUGCAAUGCCGGUUGUCUGGAAAAGCUGACUCCGGUUCAAUCCCACAUGCUGCAAUUGUACUUGGUGCCAGCGUGAUGGAAGAGUAGCCAAUUGGAUUAAGCAUUUGAUUCAGAUUUUUAUUAACUGAAGUCUUGAUACACCAUUUAGUACAGGUCUUUAAGUCGGUUUUCAUUAACCUUACCCAUUUUUUUAAGCUGAAGUCACGAUACACCUUUCAGUACAGCCGUACAGGUUCUUUUACACUUGAAGUUGGUUUUCAUUAAAAUUACCUGUUAAUAAUACUAUAAUAGUCUUUCCUGCCACUGACAGUUCUUCGGAGACACUGUUAUGAAGUUUUUGAGGUUAGUUCUAUAGUUUUUCACUUUUGAUUACCCCAAGUCUUUUGGCGAGGGAAUUAUUUCUUUGUGCAAUAGAAAUCCCUCACAAAUCACAAUCGUAUGUGCUUGUAUCUGAAUUUGAUGUUAAGAAAUCGGAGCUAUGCACGAUUUUGUAUUUGAGGUGUACAUGUAAUAACAUAUUACUUUCUGCUAA